Messenger RNA from Lactuca virosa, 660 nucleotides. The record is from the annotation of a GenBank genome assembly. Lineage: Eukaryota; Viridiplantae; Streptophyta; Magnoliopsida; Asterales; Asteraceae.
AUUUACUAAAUAAAUAACAUCUAAUUUAUUUCCCUCACUCUGUGUGUGUGUGUCGUCAACAUUCAAUAGCAUGUCACUUGUACUAGGGAGGAUUAUAGGAGAUGUCGUCGACCAAUUCACACCAAGUGUGACAAUGGGUGUAACCUACAAUUCCCAUAACACUGUCUUUAGUGGCUACGAGCUAAAGCCUAAUCUCAUUACUUCUAAACCUCAUGUUGAAAUCGGUGGUGUAGACAUGAGAUCUUCUUACACUAUUAUCUUGACCGAUCCAGAUGCUCCAAGUCCGAGUGAUCCUUACUUAAGAGAACAUCUCCAUUGGAUGGUGACAGACAUUCCUGGUACAACAGAUGCAACCUUUGGGAGGGAGAUUGUGAGCUAUGAAAUUCCAAAGCCUGUGAUAGGAAUCCACAGGUAUGUGUUCUUAUUGUUCAAGCAAAAAGCAAGGCAAUCAGUGAGGACACCUGUUUCCAGAGAUCAAUUUAACACUCGGGUAUUCUCUCAAGAAAACGAGCUAGGGUUACCAGUUGCUGCUGUCUACUUCAAUGCUCAAAGAGAAAAUGCUCCACGUAGAAGAUAACUCUACUUCAUACACGCAUAUACUAGUAUCUGUCUGCAUGUACUCAAAACAAAACAAUAAAACCUUUACUCUAUACUUUCAUA